AUGAGCUUCUUCUGGUGUCUUGUAAAGAAGCCCAAUCAUGACGUUUUCUUCUUCUUUUACGUCGAAACCACAGUGAAUGGCUCUCAGCUCAGUGAGGUCUCUGAUUUGAGUCAGCAGGUGUGGACCCUUCAGGGUCAGACCCUUGUGGCAGUUCCAUGGAGUGACAGUGUGGCUCCCAGUGAGUGGUCAUCCUGUGGCUGCUCCCUCAGUGUGUGGCUUUACAAGGGGGAGGAGAAUGUCACCCCUGCCUGGGAAAAGCUUGUCUUGAGCAGCAUGGAGGAAGCAGCGAGGGUGGAGAAGAGUGCUUGCCGGGCCCUGCAGGCCUGUUCUAUGGAGGAGGAGUGGCUUGGUCGGCCUGACUUCAUGCUGUCGCAACAGGACUACAGGGGUGACCUGCAGAGGAAGGAUCCAGAAAUGUGUCUGUGUUGUGAGGGGGUUGGAGGGCAGCCCACAUUGCAACUGAAGGAUGAGAAGAUACUGGAUCUGUACAAUGAGGCCCAGCCCGUGAAAGCCUUCCUCUUCUACCACGUCCAGUUGGGCUCCACCUCCACCUACGAGUCUGUGGCCUUCCCAGGCUGGUUCCUGGCCUGCGCGGACAGAGGCCAGCUCAUCUUCUUCACUUCGGACCAGGGGACCAAGUAAAACACCGCCUUCAACUUACAUAUGAGGUCUUGAACUCAGCCUGGGGGUGGCAGCUGGGCCAGGAGCCUUUGUCUUAAACUUUCUGGUUCUCAGGGUGUUUCCAUCUGUAUUAUCUCAGUGUCAUCUCACACUAGUGCAGGGCCCUGCUGGCAUCUCAU
Molecule: messenger RNA, 800 nt
Organism: Rhinolophus ferrumequinum (greater horseshoe bat)
Lineage: Eukaryota; Metazoa; Chordata; Mammalia; Chiroptera; Rhinolophidae
Product: interleukin-36 gamma-like
Exons: 3
Biological process (GO): cellular response to lipopolysaccharide; inflammatory response to antigenic stimulus; positive regulation of gene expression
Molecular function (GO): cytokine activity
Source: RefSeq, a predicted model, not a curated record